Molecule: messenger RNA, 2103 nt
Organism: Phytophthora sojae
Lineage: Eukaryota; Oomycota; Peronosporomycetes; Peronosporales; Peronosporaceae
Exons: 2
Coding region: 1-2103 (700 amino acids)
Biological process (GO): potassium ion transmembrane transport; proton transmembrane transport
Cellular component (GO): membrane
Molecular function (GO): potassium:proton antiporter activity
Source: RefSeq, a predicted model, not a curated record
AUGUCACUCGCUCGAAGUGGCGGCGCGUUGGCGUCGAUCACGCGGCUUGUACUGAUCCUCUCGGCAUGCACUCUUGCGCACGUAGCAGCCCAGAUCGACGUCUUGUCGGACCCUGAAAUUCCCGUUCUCCCGAGCUCCGUAGCGCCCACAGAAGCCCCCACCGCCGAGCCCAAAACUACGGAUCCCUUCGGUAUCGAGGCGAAACCCGCGCCUUCCGCCGAGCCCCUGCAACUUUCGAGCCUGGAUUCCAGCACCGCAGGGUCCCAAGAUGAAGUGGCGGCAGUGGUGACAGCUGCUGAUGUGUCCAUCGACCAGGUCGAGGAGCACCUCCACAUCGUGCAGCAGCUCGAGCUGUCGGUGGGCAAAAGUCUGCAGGACAUGGAGGCCGGCGACCAAUUCGCGCGGUACACGCAGGCCCAGAUCAGGGAGAGGCAGCGGCUCAAGGACGAGCUGCAGGCGGUGCGGAACAACCUCAAGAGACUCGCGCGGGGGCUCAACGGGACGCUGCUGGAGCUCGAACACGUGGAGCAGGAGGAGGUGCUGCAGUCCCAAAAGCUGAAGGAGGUGCUGGCCCACCAGGAGGAGGAGGAGCGAGAGCAGAAGCUCGAGAAGGACGGCAUCAAGGAGAUGGACUACGAGACGGGCCACCUCAAGAACACGACGGGGCUGAACGCCGAGCAGCUCAAGAAGCUGGAAGCCGUGGAGAAGAAGGCGGACCCCGCAGUGCUGCACUACGAUAUGGAGUUGCUGGCUCAAGUGGCGGUGCUGUUGGGUGUCUCGGCUAUUGGAGGGAUUAUCGCUACGUACUUCAACAUCCCGCCGCAUGCGGGGUACGUGCUGGGAGGAGCGCUCGUGGGUCCGUCGUGUCUGGGAGUUGUGAGGCUUUACAAGGAGGUGGAGACCAUCUCGCUGUUUGGUUCGGUGUUCUUGCUGUUUGGACAUGGCGCGGCGUAUUCCCCGCAGCAGCCGGAGGAUAUCUUCAGGAAGUACUUUGCUGGAGGUGUGGCGUAUAUCCUGUCGACGGUGCUGCUGGUUGCUGGGGUCGCAGUUUACAUUGGCUGGACGAAGUCGUUCGUCGAGGGAUUGAGUAUCGGCCUUGGCGUGUGCUUUUCCACCACUGCGCCACUGUAUGAACACAUUCGGGAAAAGAGGAUCCAAGACUCUUCCUUCGGUCGGACCGUAACAUCGAUUAUUGCGAUCCAGGACGUCCUGAUGAGCUUCGCCCUGGGCACGCCUGAGUGGUUUUCGGUGCGUUCAGUUGGCUGGAUCGGCGUGGCCAUGUUGCGUACGAUCGUGGCCUACGCUGUGGUCGUGAGCAUGACGGUGUGUCUACACCAGUACGUCGUGCCGAAGCUGCUACGCUUCUUGACAGCCAUGGAAGAGGUCCACAACGCUCCGCUCGUGCUACUGGGAGUGGUGUCUGUGUGCUUGUUCAUGGCGCUCUUCUCCGAGAUGAUUGGACUUUCACUGGAGUGUGGCGCCUUCCUGGCUGGUCUAGCCUUCGUCCAUGUAUCGGGCAACGCAAAGGGAGCGUUCAUGUCCAUCCGCGUGAUGGAAAACUUGUUCGGCAGCAUGUUCUUCGCUUGCGUUGGCAUGAUCCUCCACCCGAUGUUCCUGAUCCGCAACGCUGGCGAGAUCCUGUCGAUGGUGCUGCUGAUCGUGGCCAUCAAGACGAUAUCCAUGACCGGUGUGAUGACCUUCUUUCGUAUCAGUCCGCGCAAGGCGCUGAUGGCCGCUGUUGGUCUGUGCCAGAUCGGUGAGCUCGCUCUCAUUUUCAUGAUCAAGGCGCAUGCAUCCAAGCUCGUCUCACGCCGGACCUACCUGCUGUUCGUGGCUGCGAUCUCCGUCUUCCUCGCCUGCUCGUCCUUCUUCAACCGGAGGAUCGUGCUGGCGCGACGGAAGUCAAUCUAUCGCCUGCCGUCGUCGAUGCGAGGAAAGCCGAUGGAGCGGCAUCGGAAUUCCAGCGAUCUGCACGACAUUCGGAUCGAGACGCGACAGCACGCGAGCUCCAGUGGCGCCUACAUGGACUCAGAGGGGGAAGAGGACGCGUUCUCACCGACUUCUAGGAUGCGGCGCCAAACCUCGAAAGGAUUCGGCCAUUAA